AGGUGGUAGGAAACGAUGGUUAGAUUUGAUACUACGCGCGCUGUUUAUGUCGGUUCAUUGUAGGUUUUGUAGCUUCUAAGACGACAAAUAGAUGGCGCACUGGAAUCCGGGUAUGCUGCCACAGUUCAACCUGACGCCUCUGCCGCCCAAGGGUGGAGGGAAGUUUGGUGGACAGCCACCUUUGCGGCCUUUCCCAUCGCAAUCCGGAGGCACGAUGUUCAUCAACACUGCGGUUCCGAUGCCAGGCGGUCCUAAGAUGAAGGGUGGCGGAAAAGGGAAGAAAGGAAAGCAAGAGCAAAACAACUUCUUCCAGCCGAACCACAUGAAAGGAGGUGGAAACCAGCACGGAGGCGGCAAGGCUGGUGGAAAGAAGAAAGGCAAGCACGCACCAUGGGACAGCUUAGGUGGGUCCAUGUAUGCGAAACAGUCUAUGCUCGACGAUCCGUGGCGAGACCUCUACGAGCGCGCUGGCGUAACCGUGGUCGACAACAAAAAGCAGAAGAUGCUCGAUGCUAUCGCCUUAAACGGUAGUGGUGGUGGUGCGGAGUAUGACGACAUAGAUAUGGCGGAACAAGAACAGGACGACGAAAACGACAAGGAUCUAGACGAUCCUUCUAGCAAUGCAAAAGGAAUGGAGCAAGAUUCAGACGACGAAAUGAUGAACGACGACUCUCCUGAUCGACCGGACAAGCCCAAGAGGAGUUUCAUCGCUAACCGAGAAGCCAGUCGCAACCGCAGCACUACCGGUGGAGGCGACCUGUCUCAAGGGAUCUUCUCGAAAAGUUUUUCAAAAGCCAGUGGUGGCAUGCGAAACCUCUUGAGUCAGUUACCGCCCCCAUCAAAAGCAAAAAGUAGCAUACUAGACCAGUUGCCAGCACCAAGUGCGAAAAAAGGAGUCUUGGAUUUACCACCACCUUCUAGUGCCUCUUCUGGGUCGAGUUUGAAACGGUCGAAACUAGACUUGCCAGCACCAACGGGAGACUCUACUGCAUCUAGCAGCGUUGGUGUUGAAAAGAAAUCAUUCGUGCUUCCAGAGCCGCAAGGAAGUAGAAUUAUAGGCACAGCAGCUAAUGGAACACUUCUUGGUGGUAGUUCAGCUUCGUCAGGCGAUGUGAAAAGUGAAAGUGACAACGAAGACGACGAUGAGGAUCUUCUAGCAGCGGCACAGCAGGUCGUAGGACCACAGCGCCCGCCACUAGGAAUGUCGGCGGACAUAGGACCUCAACGACCCCCAUCAGCGGCAAUAGUAGUUGGUGCGAAAACUGGAGGUUUUGCCGGCUCAGCGAGUACGAGUAGUAAUGCGACAAAGACUGGAACUGGUUUUAGUUUUUUAGACUCAUUAGCAGCCAGCGCAGAUGCUGAAGACGACGUUGAUGUGGGUCCAGUAGGUCAACCCAGUGCCGCUGGGCUCUUUGCACGCCUUCGUGCUGCUCGAAAUCAAGAAGCGGCGCCGGCACCAGAAAAACCGAAAUUCAAACUUCCACCUCCCACACAAACCCAUAAAACCGCGCAACCCCCAAUCCACCAACAAGAUGAGGAAGAAGAAGGUGAUGUUGAUCUUGACUAGAUUAGCUGCUUCUACCCGCAGCAAUAGUAGGUUUUAACGCAACUACGCAAUGAAUUUAAACACGAGAGUCAUGGCGACGCGCUAUGUUUUUUUUAGUGGUCCGUCGUGUUCUCUAGCGUUGCGACGUGUCGUAAAGCCCUGCGGAAGAGAGAGAGAAAGAGAGACAGAGAGGAAACAAGUGUUUGCUGAAGAAAUUUAUUGGUUAACUUUUUUGAAAAAUUCAUGACUGUCACGUCAGGAGUAGCAGAUUGAUUUCAGAGACACGAGUCACUGACAGGGCUGUAAUUGCGCUGCUGCUGCUGCUGCAUUCGUGCACGCAAAAUGUACCAUCAUGAAAAACGGCACAGGGAAGUGAGAUUUUUCGAAAAGGUUUCAAACGACGUCCCGGUUUUUUUUAGUGUAAAAUUUGUUUCGUGAUAGGCGUACAUUAAGAACGUCCAUCUUUCUACAUGCAGAUCUUUAGUUGUUUAUUCCCUAUUCUAAUCGCAUCCACUCGUUCUUUAAACUCUGGUAUAAAAACUGUACCUGUACUAGAAUCUUAAAUCACGUAAUUGUAAUUGUAUUAAGUAGCAACAGCUUCCAAGAAAAUGGCGGAUGCUCUGAAAAAAUCGACGAUCACCUUGAUCAGUGCGAUCGAAAAGGAGGCGAGCAGUGUCGACGAGGCCUUCACUUACCUCUACAACGCCUUCUAUGAGGAGACCUUCGACUUUGAAGAAGGUACUUCUAAAGCUAUGCAUUGGACUACUUCGCCAGUUAUGCAAUUUAUGCGAAAUCUGAAAGGAAUUUGACCUGCAAAUUUUUAGGAGUACGAAAAGAAAUGAAUGGCAAUUACCUGGUCGAUCUUUGACUUUUAGGUCAAUACCUUGUCGACGACUUUCGCGCCAAGUGCGCAGAAUGGGACGGAGACUCGGACAAUUUCAAAAACGGUCUCUACGCUGCGCUGAAGGCUUUGCCUGAUGAAGCUAAGAAUCGAGAUAUCGAAAAAGCAGUGAAUACUCUAUUGGGUUUGGAGGAAGAUGCGAUCACCGAAUUUGUCGAAGACGUCGUCGACGUGGCUUUUACGAGCUUUUUCGGGUAAGAAGAAAAUAUAGAUUACACUCAACAAAAAUGGCUGUUAAAAGAUUUUGAAAAAUGGUUAUAUGCUAAGACACAUAAUGAAGCGUUGUAAUAUUAGACAAAGUAGUACCACAUAGUGAUAGUCAUCAACCAUCAGUUCUUGAGUACUAGUAGCAAGUAUGAAAAAUGAAAGCAUCGUUAUAAAUCAGGACAAGGUGUUGGUGUAAGUGUAUACUUAUACACAGUAAUGCAGAUGCACUCGUACACAUUGUCAUGAUUGGUCUGUGAUACUUUUUGACGGGAGAUGGUAUUGGAUAGAAAUAAAUGUCGAGAAGGUUCAGUCCAAUAGUUAACAGACAACGCGAAAAGAACAAGACAUAUGAGUACUAAGUAAAAAUACAGUGUAACAGUAACUUUAACCAGCACAGUGUCGCAUUGGAAAAUAGAGUAUGAUCACACAAAUUCCUCUGCC
Messenger RNA from Amoebophrya sp. A25, 3095 nucleotides. The record is from the annotation of a GenBank genome assembly. Lineage: Eukaryota; Dinophyceae; Syndiniales; Amoebophryaceae.